Knipowitschia caucasica is the source of this 399-nucleotide messenger RNA. Lineage: Eukaryota; Metazoa; Chordata; Actinopteri; Gobiiformes; Gobiidae. The record is from the annotation of a GenBank genome assembly.
AUGCCCGAAGGAAGGAGGGGUGGGUGCAUGGAACCCCCUGAGGACUGGGCGCACGAUGACUGCGAGCUAGGAGCCGGGUGGGCCACCCUAGAUCCUCGCAGUGCGCAGGAGAGGAGCACCACAUCCGCGACCCAGAGAGAGAGCAACACGACGCAUGAUACAAACAGGGGCAGACAUGGAGGCCUCCCUGGCCGGUGGGCCCGGUCAGCAGCAGCAAGAGGACGAUGGGUGCGCGAGUGGUCCAGCGCAGGAGGACGCGGCUCACCCGGGGGAGCACCGGGCAAGGAAAGAGCGAGGCACGGCGGAGGAGGCGAGCGGCGGUGGCAGAGAUUCGGAGGCGGCACGGCAAAGGCGUACCCCCUCCCCAGUGAUGGAAAGGCACAGGUGUUCCCUAAGUAG